UCCGGAUCAGGCAGCUUUGUAGGAUUGAUUUAUACGCUUUAAUAUUUAGAACUAAAAACCGCAGAGACUGAAUAACUCUUACUGUUUACUUCCAUCAUUAACGCGUUAAUGGGAUUUUGUACUCGCUGGUGAAGAGGAUAUUGUUAUCAGGCUACAUAUGAAUAAUAAAAACAAAUUGCAUACUGCCGUAAAAUGAAUUCAAGCUUUCAUUACCUCAAAUUAAAGCAUGCCAAACCAAAAUUGGCUUUGGUUUUCCACCACGUGUCCCCUUAACUGUGUUGAAAAAUAAGGCACAUUUGAGUUUCCAAAUUUGAAACUAUGGCAACGCCAUCUGACAGUCCAAUAGAAGAAGUAGUGUUUGAAAUUGAACCGUCCAGGGUACCAAAGCCCAUUCCAGUGGCCCUAGAAGAUUUAUGCAGACUUACGAAGUUUACAAGACAAGAAAUCAGAAUUAUGUACAGGGGGUUUAAGACGGAAUGUCCGGAAGGUGUUGUUCAUGAAGAUAGCUUUAAGGAAAUCUAUUCCAAAUUCUUCCCGCAUGGAAAUGCUACUUUAUACGCCCAUUACGUGUUCAAGGCAUUUGAUGUUAAUUGCAAUGGAGCAAUUAGUUUUAGGGAUUUGUUGAUUACAUUGUCAACGCUUCUUAGGGGUAGUAUUUACGAGAGGCUGCGGUGGACUUUUAAACUGUACGACAUCAAUGGAGAUGGAUGCAUAAGCCGAGGAGAAUUAUCAGAAAUCGUUAUUGCGGUCCAUGAAUUGAUGGGACGGCGGGCUCAUCAAGUUGAAGAAGAUCGUAAAGCACGAGAACAAAUCGACCGUGUCUUCCGAAAGUUAGAUCUGAACCAAGACGGCGUUAUUACUAUUGAAGAAUUCAUGGAAUCUUGCCUUAAAGACGAAGUCAUCACAAGAUCAUUGCAAAUGUUCGACUGUGUUCUGUGAUGUAUAAUAAUUUCAGUGACAAAUUAUGUAACAAUCAAAGAUUAAACUUCCACAAUUAUUGAUGGGUCAAGAGAUUAUUUCAUCGUUAGAGUUGUGUUUUUGAAAAGUUAGGAAUUUGCGUAUAGCAUAUCCUGUAUAUGUAUUUAAUGCAAAUUUACAAACAUACUGUUGGAUACGGUACAGAGACUAUUUUUAUUUUAAAAUAUAAAUAAUAUGUUAUUGUCAAUUAUAUUUUUUUUUAUU
Sitophilus oryzae (rice weevil) is the source of this 1182-nucleotide messenger RNA. Its product is annotated as Kv channel-interacting protein 1. The record is from RefSeq and is a predicted model, not a curated record. Gene Ontology annotation, molecular function: calcium ion binding. Bases 319 to 939 code for a protein of 206 amino acids. NCBI's taxonomy places the organism in Eukaryota, Metazoa, Arthropoda, Insecta, Coleoptera, Curculionidae. The transcript has 6 exons.